Ahaetulla prasina is the source of this 4338-nucleotide messenger RNA. It is a transcript of the gene CCDC88B, whose product is annotated as coiled-coil domain containing 88B. Gene Ontology annotation, molecular function: dynein light intermediate chain binding; microtubule binding. The coding region runs from base 241 to 4197 and encodes 1318 amino acids. Lineage: Eukaryota; Metazoa; Chordata; Lepidosauria; Squamata; Colubridae. Gene Ontology annotation, biological process: cytoplasmic microtubule organization; cytoskeleton-dependent intracellular transport. The record is from RefSeq and is a predicted model, not a curated record. Gene Ontology annotation, cellular component: cytoplasm; centrosome. The transcript is spliced from 25 exons.
CUUCCUGUCUACUGCGUUGGGAAAGACGAGAACCGCGGAGGGUGUAAUUUAGAAGUUUUGAAGCAAUCCAGCUUCCUCCUUGCUUGUUUCUCCCCCCCCCCUCCCAAAAAAACCCAACUCAGAUUACGGAAGGAAGUUGUAAAACACCCCCAACAUUGCACGGGCUGUGCAAGAACGCAGCUCUACCUAAGGCCUCCAGGAGCCUUGGAUGGAGAAGAAGACCUCACGUCAAGCCACAGCAUGGAUGAAGAAGACGGGCUUGAAGCGAUGGAGGAAUUCGUAUCUGGGCCCUUGGUCAUCUGGAUGCAGACGCUGGAAGAACUGGUGGGCAGGAGCCCCGACCAACUUCCCCAGGGAGAGGAAGAGGCGAACGAAUAUUUCCGAAAACUGGUUAAUGGAGACUUCCUGCAUCAAAUCAUGCAAACGAUCGACCAGAUUCCUAGAGGACCUCCAACUCCUUGGAAAGGUGACAACAGAGAGGAAGAGGGAUUGCACAUGCUUCAAAUAGUCCUCCAAAGGCUGCAGAAUUUCUACAGGGAUGAGCUCCACCAGGUGAUCCUUUCCCCACCUCCAAAUCUCCACGUUAUGGUCAGAGAGCCCUUCACAGCGCAGGCCGUUCAGGAGAUGAAGAAAUUGGUGCAGCUCUUACUAGGAAGUGCCGUUCAGUGUGAACAGCGAGACGUGUUCAUUGGCCGAAUCCAGUCGCUGGACAUCAGUGUGCAAGCUGCUUUGGCUUCCGCUAUCAAAGAGGUCAGCCAGGAACCGGAAAAUGUCCUGGGGUUGCAGUGGAGAGAAAUGGAUCCAUCCAGCUUGCAACAGCUCCUGUGGGAUCUUGGGGCCCGAGUUCAAAAGCUGGUCGCCGAGCGAGAUGCAGGAUUGGAGCAACUGUGGGAGCUGCAGCAGAAACAGGGAGCCCCCUUGGUGGCCCAGCUGGAGAGUAACCAGUCCCACCUCGGGGUUCAGCUUGCCGAGCGUCAAGCCCACGUGCGGCGUCUACAAGGCGAGCUGGAGAGGAAGAUGGAAGAGCUGCUGGACCAGCAAGAAGAAACCAGGAAUUUGGAACAGCAGCUUCGAAAGAUUCAACAAGAGAACCGCACGUUGGCAGGCGAGGCGCGCCAAGCCAGGUUAUACCAGGACGAAUUGGAUGCCUUGAGAGAGAAGGCGUUCCGGGCGGAGCGGCUUCAGUCGGAGCUGACGGCCCUGCGGGAAAGGAUACCCGCUUUGGAACGAUGCCGGGCGCAGCUCAAGGAAGAGCGUGACUUCUCCAAGGCCCUAUUGGAGGCAAAAGCCAUGAUGGAGGAAGAACUAGAUACCGUUUACGCCCGAGGCCUGCGCCUGAGUCAGGCAGAGAAAGAAAACCUGCGUCUGCAGAACCACUUGAACCAGAUCCAAGAGGAAAGGGACCAGCUCUCUGACCAAUCGGAGGAACUUCUGAGAGAGAAUUUACUCCUGAAAAAGCAGCUGCAAGAAACCUUGACGAAUUCCCCGAGGGAAUCGUGGUCCAAAUAUUCUCACCUGGAUGCAGAUGAAUUCCCCGAAAUGCCCCAUUUGCUGGACUGUGAGAUGAAGGAAGCCAAUCGAAUGCCGGUCCUAGAAAAGGAGAACCGGGAACGGCGUAGGAUCCAGCUUUUGUUGGGAUCAAAGAACAUGGAAGCAGAGCUGAAGGACGGCAACCUUGAUGGGCUGCCGGAACGGCGGCCCAGCCAGGCAGAAGAGCAGAAUUCAGAUAUCCAAGAGCACAAACCAGAGAUCUUGGCAUACCGAAAGACCGAAACAGCGGAAGGCCGGGCCCCGGAACAGGAAUCGGAGACCUCGGCAAGCGAAAUGAAGGCCACCUUGUCCAUUGCUCAGGCUCGACUGCGGGAGGCCGAGCAGGCGCGGGAGGCCGAAUCGAGACACGCGGCGAGUCUCGAGGAGACGCUGAGGAGCAUCCAAGGAGCGUACGGGGAAGCCCAGGAGGAAUGUGAGCGGUGGCGCGCGGAGACGGGGCGCCUGGUUGAAGAGAUUCAGGCACUACAGCGGGAAAAGGAGACGUUAAAAGCCGGAUCGCGGGUUUUGCAAGAAGCGGCCACCCAAGCUGAGGUCGACUUAAACCAGGCGCAGCAAAAUCUCCAGAAGGAACGUCUCCGGGGCGCCCAGCUAGCCCAGAAACUCCAAGGAACGGAAAACGAUUUGGGCGAAGCUCAGCACGAACUCCAGAACCUGCAACGGAGCGUAGAGCAACACAGGGUCACCUUGGCUCAGAUGGAGGUUGAGAAAGGGGCUUUGGAAGAGGCGCUGAGCCAAGCAGAGAGCGGCCGGCGGCAAGCGGACAAGGACGGCUGGCGGCUGAAGGCCAAAACCCAGGCGCAGGAGGCGGCGCUGGCUGAGCAGGGACGCCACCUGGCCCUCCUGGAGGCUCAAACACGCCGGCAGGCCGCAGAGCUCACCAGCCUACAAGAGGUUCUCCAAAGCCUCGGGGAGCUGGAACAGGAGAACGCGAACUUGAGGAAGCGACUGGAGGACAAGGAGAACGCAGCCGCCAUGCUAGAACAGGAGCUGGCGAGAGAAAAAGCCGGGCCCUCCAAAGACAAUGCAGCUGAGUCACAAGACCACCCACCGAAGGAGCAGCGAAAUCCUGAGCCAGAGACCGACAGCAGCCAAGCAAAGGCAAGGAACAGUUGCAAAGGCCAGCCAGAGAGCGCCCUCAUCGGGCGGUUUGAGGAACUGCACCGCCCCAAAGAGCCACAGGUUCAAACUCAGGAGGCGGUUCUCCAAGUUGAGAAUUCGGCGCUCACCGGACGCCUGACCCAACUGGAGUCCCUGGCCAGCAGCCUCGAGACGGUGCUCUCCGGCUUGACGCGGCAAAAGGCAGAAGACAAGGAAGGAAACGGGAAACUCCCGCCUCAAAACAGCACCUCCCAGCGCUCUCUCUUGGUAAGGCAGCUGUCCGAAGUCCGGCAGAGGUCGGGACGCCACGAAGCCGAAGUUCAGACCGUCCGGCUGGAGGCGGAAGGAUGGCGGAGACGCUACGAACAGCUCCGGUUGGAUCACGAUCGCUUGAUGCUGCUACACCGGCAGCAGGGGGACGAGCUGGAGAGGACGUUAAACGAGCAAGCUGUCCUGAAGGCAGCGCUGCGCGGCCUGGAGAAGGAACAGCGGGAACUGGAGGGCAGGCACAACCAACUGUUGGGACAGAAGACCAGCUUGGAGCUGCAAGAGGUGGCGCUGCUGGCCCAGAAGGAACGGCUCGAGCUAGCCGAGCGACGGCACCAGGAUUUGGCUGAGCAAUACGCCAAUUUAAAAGAAGAAAAAGAGCGGAUUCAGCGAGCAUUGGUCCAGAGCGAACGAGCCUACGAUGACCUCCAGGGUGAGCUUCAAGGAAUGCAGAACCGGCUGACCGGCGUGCAAUUGGAACAGGCGAAGCUGGAAGCCGAAAACGUCACUCUGAAAGAGCAGAACCAGCAGCUGGACACGGCCUUGGGGCGCCUGAGUACCCAAUGUGAGCUCCUAGUCCAGUUGAAGGGCAAGCAGGAGGAAGAGAACCGACAUCUUCUUCUGGAGAUCCAGCUGUUGAGCCGGGAGAACAGGCAGCUGCUGGAGCGCAGCAUGGAAAACCGAGAACACUUUCAGGAGGAACAGCGUCAGUACCAAGACAAAUUAGGCGAGUUGCGUCGAGAGAAGCAGAAACUGGUGGAGAAAAUCAUGGAUCAAUACCGGGUGUUGGAGCCUGCAAUCCCUCGUGGCAAGAAGAGUAACUGGAUUGCUGGUAAGAUAAGGAGACUGAUGAAACUUCGACGGGAGCAGCAGCCGCGUCCUAUGGCGGAGGGAGCUGGCAGCAGCAACGAGAGCCUGGCCGGGCCUGAGGAACAUGGGCUUGAACGUAGAGUUUCCAGCACACCCAGCUCACCGUCUCUUCUCCGCAAAGCAAGCAGCAACAUCAGCCUCCCGGAGAGUCCGCCAGUCCACUUCCGCCAUUGCCGCCUGAGUUCCCGCCUGCCGCUAACAGAACCUUCGGGGUCCGGGGAUGAAGAGGGCCAGGACACCCCCAGACAGCGUUUUCGGCAACGCCGACUAGGCGUGUUGUGGGGGUCACUGGAAGACCCUGCAGUUCCUGAGGGAGAGUCAGAACCCACAAGCCAAUUGUCCACAACCAGCGAGGAGAAAAGAGGACAGCCGCCGGGCGAGGAAGAUCAAACUUCAAACUGCCUCUUGUGAUAUUACGAUGUAUCCCUUCCCACCUACAAGCCACAAACGCCAACGUCAGAAUCCGGCUCGCAAAGAUGCACAAGCUACCAAGGAAAGUCCUGUUUCCUGAAAGAUACGCGACAACCCUGCGUGAAAACGACAAGGCCUUCC